Solea senegalensis (Senegalese sole) is the source of this 1003-nucleotide messenger RNA. RefSeq names its product toll-interacting protein-like. Lineage: Eukaryota; Metazoa; Chordata; Actinopteri; Pleuronectiformes; Soleidae. The transcript has 6 exons. Bases 155 to 982 code for a protein of 275 amino acids. Gene Ontology annotation, molecular function: ubiquitin conjugating enzyme binding; ubiquitin binding. Gene Ontology annotation, cellular component: cytoplasm. Gene Ontology annotation, biological process: ubiquitin-dependent protein catabolic process. The record is from RefSeq and is a predicted model, not a curated record.
AGAAGAAGAAGUAGAACAGUUCCGGGUUGUGUGGGUGUGAGCAGUAGCAACAGAAGAAGAAGAGUCUGUAGUUGUUGUUUUGUUUCGUUUCAGUAAACGGAUUUAAAAACACUCGGUAAUCUGAUCCUAAUCCAGCAAACAGUGAAGAGACGAGAUGGCGACAACCGUCAGCACUCAGCGAGGACAGGUGUACAUCGGGGAUCUUCCUCAGGAUUUCCUGCGGAUCACUCCCACUCAGCAGCAGCAGCAGGUCCAGUUGGACGCUCAGGCAGCCAGGCAGUUGCAGUAUGGAGGCUCCAUCGGCACCGUGGGACGACUCAGCAUCACGGUGGUCCAGGCUAAACUGGCUAAAAACUACGGAAUGACCCGGAUGGAUCCGUACUGCAGGAUCCGUUUGGGCUACGCCGUCUACGAGACGCCGACCGCUCACAACGGAGCCAAGAACCCGCGGUGGAACAAAGUGAUCCAGUGCACGGUUCCUCCCGGCGUGGACUCCUUCUACCUGGAGAUCUUUGAUGAGAGGGCGUUCUCCAUGGACGACAGGAUAGCGUGGACGCACGUCACCGUUCCUGAGCGACUGCGGGAGGGCAGCGUGGUGGACGAGUGGUUCAGCCUGAGCGGCCGGCAGGGCGACGACAAGGAGGGCAUGAUCAACCUGGUCCUGUCCUUCACUUCUCUGCCUGCAGGAAUGAUGCCUCAGCCUGUGGUGCUGAUGCCCUCUGUGUAUCAGCAGGGAGUCGGAUAUGUCCCGUCGUCAGGAGUGCCCACAGUCUAUAACCAGGCCAUGGUGCCCAUGGCGGUCCCCGGGGCCCUGCCGGUCGUCGGGGCCCAGGUUCCGGCGUGCAGCGAGGACGACCUCAAGGCUCUGCAGGACAUGUUCCCCAACCUGGACCAGGAAGUGGUCCGUACUGUGCUCGACGCUCAGCAGGGAAACAAGGACGCUGCCAUCAACUCACUGCUGCAGAUGACUGAGGAGCUCUAGCCACACACACACGCACGCGAC